UCUCCAGAUCACAACAAACCGCAGGUCUGCAGGCUGAAGUUCACCACAUUACUCAAAUUCUGGCAUAAGAGGAAAUAUUCCAAAUCUAAGUUAGUAAAUACACAAGUGUAUGGUUUGCAACAACUGAAUAAACGUCAAACAGUUUGAAUUGGUAUGCUAACGUUAGUUCUUCCGUCCAUGCUGUCAUUAGUAGCCUACUAGUACUCAUCCCUGCUGUUAUCCUCAAUGGCCACCUCUGUAGAUGCGUGGUCUGUCUGUUCAAACAUCGUUCUGUGUGCCAUUGCCUUGUUCUCCUCUCAUCAGCUCUUCAAGGACCACAGAGCGCCAUCCGUAGCUUUCUUUCUCCUUGGGUUCUCUGCAAUACAAUGUACCCUGAGUCCAUUCUGCGUGCAUCUGGCCUACCUCCAACACGAGAUGGAGUGGGCCAGUGAGAUUCUGGUGUCCUCCCUGAUUGCUUUUGACUUCUUAUGGCUCAGCGAAGACUGCAACACGGCUCACAUUCUGUUGUGUGGCUCCUGUCUUUUCCUCGGACUCAGUGAUUGUCUGUCAGCAGAUACACUCAAUUUGAUGACUCACUGCCUGGGCCUCUCGUCACUUUCCUGCAGUAUGACUGUGUGUCUGUUUUCUAGUAAUGGGUGGGGGACCAUUGGCAGUUUGGCCCUCAGCCUCCCCUCGCUGGUGGGCCUCAGGGUUGGAGUCCAGUUUCUGAGUCCUCUCCUCUCCCCAGUGGCCAGUGAGGGACUGGUUAAGUUGAUUUUAAAAGGAUCAUUAUCGUUAGGGUGCUGGGCCACCAGGCGAGGCCUAGACCAUUUCCUGCUGGAGGUGAGGAUCUGGGACUGACUUGGAAUCAUCUGAUAAAUCCACACAAUCUAUCAUCACUGUUACCUGGAGAUUACAUGCUUACAUGUUUAGAGCUCCAAGGAACCAAAGUUAACAUUUCUGAUUUGUCUAACUUUUAUGUAACUAACUUGUAAGUAUCUCAGGGUCGGAAAGCUCACAUUUCCCCCCAAAACCAAAUAUCCCCAGUACAGUAGGACUGGAUGUCAGCUAUUCUGUCACCAGAGGAGUUUAUGAAAAGAAGUGUUGCAUCUCGAAGAAGUGCAAUACACUUUAUGCCAUUUACGUUUACAUUACACUUUAACAACUUCACAACUGUUGCAGAUAACUUUAUGCCAAAAGAGGAUUCUGGUCGCAUACUACAUACUCCUUUAUGUAUACGUGUUCUGUUUGACUUGGUAUGUUUGCCAUGGUAUGAUUUGAGAAGUCACUUUAGCGGCAGAUGGCCACUGACAAACUCAAUAAAGCUGUUUCUCUUGAUGUUGGUUUCUUUCCCAAUGUCAAUACAGUCAGAAUGACGCCACAGCGGCUGUAACUAAUUUGGUAACUCUCAGGUUCAAAUACAAUAUAUAUUUAUAUUCAUCCUUGCAUUUCAGUUGAGAAAACACAGAUCUUGGGGAUCAGUUCUGUACCUGCCUCCCUCACUACACUACAGUAUACAAGCGCCCAUAUCUCAAUGCCCAUCUCUGAACAGCAACAUACACAAACCUAAGCACUUGGCUAACUCUCCGUAAUGUAAGUUUUGCAGUUAUUCAUUAAAUAAAACAAAAAAUGUAAUGCUAUUUUGUUAACAAAAUAGAUGAAACCUGUCGGUGUCUGUUGAAGCACGAAUGAUGAUCUUUUAAUAAAUGAAUGUCAUUCUUGCAUACAUCUUUGCAGCUUGUGUAAUCAACGCUAUGUAUGUGUCUAUGGCAUUCAAAUGAUCUUGGCCUAAAUCCAUCUUGCUCUUUUGUGUUUUUUGUGCUUAUAAUCAUCUGAUAAAUAAAUAUAUAGCCUUCUGGCUCUAUGUAAUCGGAAGCAGGUUCACCCUCUGACCACAUCUGCUGCUGUUGCUGGGGUUCACUGUUCACUGAGGCUUCACCGCCACUGCAGAGGAACAGGGAUCUGCCACUGAGCAUGCCCAGUGCAAUCUGGAGCCUGUAGAUCCAGUGCACGUGCAGGGGAGGAGGAGGAGAUUAGACCGUGGGGAUCUCUGUUGGAGCUCUGAGGUGGAAGGAUGCACGUUGGAGGCAACAUAGACACACAGGGAUAUGAAGGACACAUUGACGGACUGGUUGAUGUAUUCCUCGGAUAAAUUUGAAGAUAUUUGAAGGGUAACCUUUGUUCGUAGAGAGACGUGCAGGUAGUGGUGAGACUGUCAUUGUUCUGGCUCAGGAGUUUGGUCAUCGACAGCGACUCCGGGACAGCUUGGAGAGAAUGUAUGCCUUCUACUCCCUGUUAGUGUACAUCUUCUACACGGUAUUCAAGAAGGAGGAUGAUGAGGAGGAGGAAGGUGCCUUAGAGGAGCCAGCACAUGUUUCCAUGGAAACAGUCAGUAGGAGGAGAGAUGGCCACGCCCCCAAGAAGAAGAAACAGGCUUGUGCUAGGCUUAGCGAUUCCAGCAGCGACAGCGAUCGGCUGUCUCCAAGUGAAGACGAUGAGGAAGCUGCUCUAGACAUCCCAGCAUGCACUCCUCUUGCUGCCUUUAUGUCUUUCAAGCAAGAGUCUGAGAAGAGGAGGGUGUCACAAGUGCAAGUAGACACAACAGCGAAGAUGGCAGAGUCUCCCCUUGUGGCGGUCAUGUCCCACCUGAUGAGCUUCCUGGAGCAGUACUCCCACUUCCAGCAGCUCCAGCAGCAGGUGGACCAGUACCGGGUUCAGCUGAAGAGGCACCGGGUCCAUCACCGCCGGCAGAUGAAGGUUCUGCGCGCCUCCUACCGCGAGCGCCUCAACGACAAGAACAGCAUCAUCUGUAGCCUGGAGGAGGCCGUCAGCCAGCCGCACACACUAAGCCCCCUGACCCCCUCGGAGGAUGAGAGCAGCAUUUCUUCAGGUGGUCUUGCGGGGGUCCAAAGCCUGGUGGAGUCUCUGUAUGGGCUCCAGGGGGAGAGGAGCAGGCUGAGGGGAGAGCUGCGUCUGAUGCACUCCCAGCUGGAGGACAAGGAGCAGGACAGGAACUCACACAUCCUGGCCUUCCAGCAGCAGAUUGACGAUCUGAAGGGCGGUAUUGAGGAGCGUGAAGAAGAGCUGUCCAGGCUGAGAGCUGCCUCAGGGGCCACCGACUCUGAGAAGAGAGUGCUGUGUCUCUCGGUGGAAAACGACAGUCUGAAGCAGAGCCUGAGUGUGACGCAAGGCCUCCUGCAGCAGCUGUCUGCCAUCCCCUCCCAGUCCAGCAACAUGCUCCUGAAGGAGAACGAGAGCCUGCGCGUCCGCAUCCAGCAGCUGGAGACCAGCCUGCAGGAGCGGGCAGAGCAGCUCUCCCACCUGGAGAGGCAGAGCGAGAAGGGCGAGUGGAGGAGAGGAGAGGAGCUGAGGAAGCGCGAAGAUAGAGUGAGGGAGCUUCAGCUGGAGCUGGACAGAGAGCGAGGCAAGGAGCCUUUGGUUAAGUACGUAACCCAGACGGUUGAGGUGGAGUCCCCCUCCUCGGUGAAGCAGCUGUCCAAGGCCAAGCAGAAGAACAAGCUCCUGUCUGAGAAGCUGUCCAUUCAGGAUCAACGAUGCAAACACUUGGAGGAGCAGAUCCGAAAGUCUGACGAAUACAGCUGUAAUCUGCAGCACAAGAUCGCUGCGUACGAGAGGGAGAUCAGUGCGCUGAGGCAGGAGCUGCUGACAGAGAUCGGCCACCUGGAGGAGAAGAAGGAGGAGGCUGUGAAAGCCGCCUCCUCCUGCUCAACAGAGCACUUCCACAGCCUGCAGGAGCAGUUCUUCAGCCUGCAGAAGCGACUGACCGCCCUCCCCCCAGCCCUGGGCUCCAUGAAGACCGACUACGCAAGCCUCAGGAGCCAGGUCCGCAACUUCUCAGACUUUUAUGGAGCGGCGAUCAGCGAUGCCAAGAAACAGAUCAAUGCAGCGAUCCAUGAGAUGUCCGAAGCCAACAAAGACCUUAUGGAGAAAUACAGGAAGGAAGUGGCGCUGCGUAGGAAGUACCACGAACAACUGGUCGAGCUCAAAGGUAACAUCCGCGUUCUGUGUCGUGUGAAGCCCGUGCUGAAGGAGGACCAGCAGGAGGAGGGCCAGGCGGUGGUGGUCACCACAGACCCCAACAACGAGUCAGCCCUCUCGGUGAUCAACAAGGGAAAGGCUCGCACCUUUGAACUGGACAAGGUCUUCCACCCCCAGGCCACGCAAGAAGAGGUUUUCCAAGAGAUUGGGCCUCUUGUGACCUCCUGCAUCGAUGGCUAUCACGUGUGCAUAUUUGCCUAUGGACAGACAGGCUCUGGGAAGACUUACACCAUGGAGGGCUCAGUUGAGAAUCCUGGCAUCAACCAGCGGGCUCUGAAGCACCUCUUCAAUGAAAUAGAAGAGCGCAAGGACAUGUGGUCUUACACUGUGAACGUCAGCUCUGUGGAGAUCUACAACGAGCUGCUGAGAGAUCUGCUGAGCAAGGAUGGAGAGAAAUUGGACAUCAAGAUCAAUCCUGAUGGAACGGGGCAGCUGCAUGUGCCAGGUCUCAGGGUCACGGAGGUCAAAGGCUUUCAACACAUCAAGAAGGUCUUGGCCAAAGCCCGUCGGAACAGAAUCACCUUUGGAACCAAGAUGAACCAGCACAGCUCGCGCUCCCACGCCCUGCUCUGCAUCACCGUGCACGGCACCGACCUGGCUAACGGCUCCAAAACCACAGGCAAGUUAAACCUUGUGGACCUGGCUGGAUCGGAGAGGGUGUGGAAGUCUGGUGCAGAGGGGGAGAGGCUGAAAGAGGCCCAGAAUAUAAACCGCUCCCUGCUGGCACUUGGGGAUGUGAUCCAGGCUCUGAGAGGCAACCAAACCCACAUCCCUUUCCGGAACUCCCGUCUCACUUAUCUUCUGCAGGACUCCCUUGGGAAAGGCAACAAGACAGCCAUGGUCGUCCAGGUGUCUGCUCUUGAGAGCAAUGUGGGCGAGACCUUGUGCUCGCUCAAGUUUGCCCAGAAGGUGUGUAGGGUGGAACUUGGUCCUGCAGCCAGGAAGAUUGAAUCGGGUGCAGCCCAAUGCGACUAGCAUGUCACCAUUUCCUUCAGGAUGACAAGGGAUGCAAUGCCUUACAAAACAAGCCAGAGAUGAAACAUCAACCCACAGCCAGGCGCUAACAGCUGUGAUGCUGAAAGAACGAUUCAGCUAAAGGGCUAUAACUGUGGAACUGUCUGCAUGACACCAGAAUCACACCUUGAGAUUGGUAGUUUUUGUGUACUAGCUCUAUAUAAUGAUCGAAUCAGCAUGUAUUAUUUCUUCAACUGCGGUGCCAAAACAAUGUUUCUCUCUUUGAAUAAGCUUUUCUUAAACCAAGCUGUGGUUUGCUGCAAUUGAAUCACAAGCAGUGAGGUUGCAAAAGUAUUCCUCACUAACCAGUUAAGUGCUUAUACAGGGAUUCAGAUUGGGAGAAAAUACUCAAUGAGUUAGUAAGGUGCAAACCAUGAAUCAUUCAAAUAUACAGUAUUAGGCUGGCUGUGGAUUUUUUUAUGUUGGAGAUCAUUAAUAGAUCAGUGGGACAUCGUUUCAUAAGACUUGGAUUUGGCCCAUACCCCAGGGCAGACCUCAGCCUGGAGUCCACCAGACACCACUAUAGUAACAUUUAGUUAUCGUUAAACACAUCUUGCGUAUGUGUUUUGUGAGCUUAACUUAUACCACUGUUUUAGAGUAUAGGUGCAUAGAAGGAAUAUGGUUUUCCAUCAACUGAAUUAUGGAAUAUUCUUCUAUGUACAGUGUCAUUUUAGGUCUGGAAGGGCAGACACUCAAUAUGACCUGUUAAGUUAACAUUUCGAAAGUAGUUUGGAAUAGAAUAUAUAGAGACGGGAAAUUGCUGUAUCUUCAAUUACUAUUGGUGCAAUAUUUAUUUUAUGGAUGAGCAAUGUAAUUCAGAGUAGAUAUUGACUGCACUUUAUGGUGAAAUAUUAAUGUGAUUUUUUUUUGCAACAUAGGUGCUUACUGAUACACUAGCGAUAAUCAUACCAAAACAUGUUAGUUUUAAUCCCUUAUAAGUAUCCCAACAUAUCAGCUAUAGCAAAGUCACUCGAUUAAUUUGAGUAGGGAGUAAGAUGUGUUCCUUCAACUACUGCAGAGUUGGAGGAAAUAAAAAAGGUCAAGAAUGUAACGUAUUACAUUCUCAGGCAAUAAAAGAUGUGCAGACUUUCCUGGAAAAUAUAAAACAUUUAGUUUAUCACAUUGACGGUUUACAAACCAAGGGUAGGCGUGCUAGUUCAACAUCCUGCAAACACUACAUGUUGGACCAUCUUCAUCAGCAACCACACAUCAUGACAUUUUAUAGGACGUAGGACAAUAGGACAUAGAAAAGGGUUGUUCCAGUGACCACAGUGAGUCCCUAACACAAGGUGAAUGUGGCUGUAUGGAGGCCGGGUCCCUGCUGUGGCACUAGGUGUCAUGAGUCCAGGUCAGUCUGAAUCUCCUUCUGUCACGCAUACUGCUCCAACGGCAUCCGCCAGUUCUUCCUCACUACCUCGAAGGCGGUCCCCUGGAAAAAAACACACUGUCAAUAAGAUUCCUUCCUAGCCAGAUGGGCAGCAAGGCCGACUGCUGCAGCUAAGCAUGCGUUCUGCAGUGAACCAUAGUUCACGUUUUGGACAGCCAGCAGAAAAUGGCAGACAUUUGAGAUUUAUCAACAUUAUCAUACAGCUUCCGGCCCCGUCAGGUUUUAUAAUCACAAAGCAAUUAGCCUGAAACAAUCAACACCCCCAGACAGGUCUGAGUUCAGAUCCUACCACAAGAGGCUGAAGGUACUCACUGAUGAGCUCUGCGAUGGCCCUCUGUGUUCUCCGCUCCAGUUUCUCCAGCUUCUUCGCCACAUCUCGCUUCAGAUCCCUAAGAAACAGGAUGUAUUAUUUUGUUGAUCCUAAAGGUUUAAAUUGAAUCACUAUAAAAGAGGUAUAGUGAAUACAUAUUGUGAAGCACAAGAAUUAUAUAGAAGAAAAAAAGUAUAAAUACAUCCUAGAAUAAAUUGGAAUACAAUCAGAGCCAUGUUUAAAGGUCAGACCCGCAGCUCUCACCAGUCAGGUUUCCUCGGGGCCAGGUUGGCCAAAUCCUGUAUGAAGACCAAAGAGCAGCAAUAAGUUACAAACUAAGGAAACUGAAUCAAAGAAACAGACUUCACCAGAGAGUACCUACCACUUCUUCGAUGAUGGGCUCUGGGUUAGCGGCCUCAAGUUGUUCUUUUACUUUAUCUUCCACUGAAAAACAUAAAAAAAACAUUAUUUUAAUGCAAGUCGACAAAACUUUACCAAAAGUCCAAUGACACAGAUCAGGUCCGCCUCCUGGCCUGGUGUUUUUACCAGCUCUGGGUGAAGGAGGUUCUCACCUGAAGCAGGCUUGGCUUUGGGGACCUGUCUGUCUUUCAGUUCUUCAUCCUCUGGGGUAUAGUUCCUCAACUUGAUCUCCCUGCGGUGGUGCAGAAAGACAGACCGGGUCUCAGAGGUAAUGACUACUAGUGGGGGCAGUACUAUGAAUACAUCGCAACUGCAGCCCUUUAGCAGUACUUGGACUAUGUAUAUCUUAAUUGGCUCCACUAUUAUAUGUCCACAAGAGAUGUUUAAUAUCAAACACUCCCAAUAGGUGGCAGUGCUGCCUAGUGGUGAAAACAUUUUUUUUUUAUUCUGUUCAAUAUCAGAUGAUUAACCUAACUAUAGGCAACCUAUUGUAAUUGUUAGUUUCAUUAGGGUGCCAAGCACAAAGUGCGAAGGCAACCUAUUGUAAUCGUUAGUGUUUUUAUUAUUAUUAGGGUGCCGAACAAUCAAUUCCCUAAGGAUCCUAGGUUUUUUCACUCGUGUCCUUUAGCACACGUCAUCUAUGGACCAUUCUCUUCAAUCUGACAUAAAGCGAAGUCUGUAUAAUAAAGUUUAAAGUACCCAGGAACCAUUGACUUCUAAUAAGGGUGUGGUUUAAAACGCGUAAAGACUUAAAUGCUGCUAUUUGAGUUCAAUAGAAAACUGAAUAAGAUAAAUUCAACAUAUUUUCAAUUACGGCGUGGCAUCAAAAUGGGCGUGGCCUGUGACUAAAAUCAUCACAGUUAGACGGAAAGUUUGAUU
Molecule: messenger RNA, 8048 nt
Organism: Gadus chalcogrammus (walleye pollock)
Lineage: Eukaryota; Metazoa; Chordata; Actinopteri; Gadiformes; Gadidae
Product: kinesin-like protein KIFC3
Exons: 21
Coding region: 2254-5013 (919 amino acids)
Biological process (GO): microtubule-based movement
Molecular function (GO): ATP binding; microtubule binding; microtubule motor activity
Source: RefSeq, a predicted model, not a curated record